AUGGCAGGAUCUACGCUCUCCUUCGAUACGCCCGAGUCGCUCAGCCCUUUCCUACGCCGGACAGAUAGUGACCCUCGACCUGUUGUUUUGAUGACUUGUGGAAUAGCAGGCAAGCAAAGCAAAAUCCAGCGGCAAGCUUUGGGGUCUGGAAAGUCCUCGCUUUCUAAAUGGAUAUUAUACAAUCACCCCUCUUUCAAGCGGCUGUCCAUCGACUCUUACAUAUACACCAAAUACGGCCUGUAUGGUGUUGAUUAUCCAAAAGAUAAAUACAGCGACUAUCAAGACGAGGCCCAGAGCGCUCUCCGAAAUGAAUUAGCGCGGUUGCUUCGACAGGGCUCUCAGAAUGCAAUAUUAGAUCUCUCUUGCGCGUUUCAACAGACUAGAGAUCAAUGGAAGAAGCUGAUCGAAGAGUCUGGGGGGCGAUGGGUGCUUGCGUAUCUUGACGUCGAUGACGAUGAGUUGCGGCGGCGGGUCAGCGCAAGGAAUCAGUUAACCGUUAAAGAUGGCGAUUCAGCUUUUUUUGUAACAAAUGAGAUUUUGGAAAGUUUCCUUACUGGCUUUGAGAGGCCGACCGGGGAGGGUGAAGUUGUUUUACGUUUUAAUACUGAACUUAAUGCGGGCACUGAUGUAUAA
This is a messenger RNA of Penicillium samsonianum, 633 nucleotides long. RefSeq names its product P-loop nucleotide/nucleoside kinase family protein. The record is from RefSeq and is a predicted model, not a curated record. The transcript is spliced from 2 exons. Lineage: Eukaryota; Fungi; Ascomycota; Eurotiomycetes; Eurotiales; Aspergillaceae. The coding region runs from base 1 to 633 and encodes 210 amino acids.